AUGGUAUAUUCGGUUAUUCCGAAUUGCGAUGAUUCCUACCGUGAUGACCCGAUCCAAACAUCCGCGAAGAUGAAGAAGAUGCGGCUAAUGCCGGAUGGCUAUCGCGCUAGUAAAGAGCAGGUUGCGAUGUUCUUAUGCAACGUUAAUGUUGACGCUUUGGAAGAAUCUUCUUCGACACCUCCGACGUUUAUCGCACUCGGGAACGGAGCAGAUGCGCCACAGCACACUGUCCUCAAACAUCCACUUCCCUAUCAGACGCCGUUCAAGCGCGGCCUGGAGCCUUUUAUAUCACCCUUCUUACGAGCACAUCAGCAGGAGCAUGUGGCUAAAUCCCGGAUCCGGAGGAAUGAACCAAUGCUGGACCCGCGGGACGACAGCGAGUUUCGCCGAGUGAUAUCGCGGAGUAGAUCUAUGUCACCGGACCUAGGACCGAGGAAGAGAUUUAUCAUGAAUCCGGUGUAUCUGAGGAUGCAGGCGGUACAGGGUGCUGUGUGGGAGCGGGGUGGGGUGUGGGACACUCCGAGGGUGAGGGCUGGCAGGUUGGGUUGUGCAAAGGAGAAGAUCCUUGUUUACACGACGGCGUUCGUAGGUGAUAGUCCAUUAGGCAAUCAUCAUCGACACCGGAAAGAUAUGGACUGGGACUGA
Molecule: messenger RNA, 645 nt
Organism: Desarmillaria tabescens
Lineage: Eukaryota; Fungi; Basidiomycota; Agaricomycetes; Agaricales; Physalacriaceae
Exons: 1
Coding region: 1-645 (214 amino acids)
Source: RefSeq, a predicted model, not a curated record